CUGAGCCUCAAAAACAAGGUAGGAGAACCCAGCUGACUGACAGAGUGCUCUCAGCUGUUUGUGUGUAUAUGUGUCUCAAUAGUUCACUUCAUAGUUGAGAGCUAGAGAGACCCAAGCUGAGAGGGGGAAAGAGAAAAAGAGAGAAAGACAAAGAGAGAAUAUGCCAGCAUGCACCCACCAUGGGAGUGUUAUGCUGCGAGCGACUAAGCUGACGCCAUGGACAAAGAGAGGUGGAGUUCUAAAGAUGCUCCCAGAGCUUCAAUGCCUGACGAACUUUCUCAUCCUAAGUUCUCCGAAUGGAAGUUUAAGCUCUUUCGGGUCAGAUCAAUUGAGAAGGCCCCCCUGCCUAAUGACGCAACGGUGGAGAAGGAGAACCAGGCUGAGGUGGAUAUGGAGAUGGUGGGCUCCCCAGGAAGCGUUAUGAGGCUCUGUUUUGGGGGGAAGAGUAAGGAAAACGUGGAGGGAUCUCGAGAGAGAGUGGAUCUCAAGCUGCAGGAGAUUGAUACACAUAUGAAUAUAUUAAAAAGCCUUUGUCGUCUGUGUGGCCUCUCUAUAUGGAAAGCUAAAGGUACGGCGCAUGAAGUCCAGGGCGACCUGGAAGAGUCCAGCAGGUGUGCUUUGCGCCGGAUGGGCUGCAAGUUGGCAACCUGGCCUGAGGUCAUCUUGAAGGUCUUCACGGUGGACGUGAAGACCGACAUGGAAACGGUCCAUCCGUCCCUGUUCUGUCACCGGUGCUGGAUGGCUGCCAUGAGGGGAGGAGGGUUCUGUUCUUUCAAAAGGACCAGGAUCCCAGUCUGGAAGCCCCACACCUCAAACUGCAACCUGUGCUUCCCCAAGAAAAGCUCUUAUGAACGGAUGAGAAAGAAGCGGACCAAGCCACUUAAAGGUGCACAUAGCCUUACGAAGAGAAUCAAGAAGGACUCCUCAGCAUCCUCAGGGGCCAAUAGAGUGUGGAGACAGUCCACAGAGAAUCAAGGGGGAUCAGGUGGGAAGGACUGGCUAAACCCAUCUGUUCAGAGAGGACAAUGGGUGAAGACCAUUACACUCUGCCAGAGAGACCAUCUGAGCUCAAAGCUCAUCCCCCAAGAGCUCCCAAUGGACUUGCUAUGUGCCGUUACCUGCCAAGUGUGUGAUCACCUUCUUUCCGACCCAGUCCAGUCCCCAUGCCGACACCUGUUUUGCCGGGUCUGUAUCGUAAGGUACAGUCACGCUUUGGGGCCACACUGUCCCACCUGUAACCAACAGCUGAAUCUAUCCCAGCUGACCAGGCCAGCCAAGUUCUUUCUCUCCACUCUCAGCUCCCUGCCUCUUCUCUGCCCCAGCGAAGGCUGCAAUCAAUGGGUCAGAUUAGACUCCUUUAGAGAACACUGCCUCAACCACUAUCAUGACAAAGAGUCCCAUGAAGAACGAACAACUUCAGAACCAAACCUAGAUGUGUACCUGCCCAUCAACAAAGGUGGGCGUCCUCGACAGCAUCUGUUGUCGCUGACCCGGCGGGCACAGAAGCACAGGCUUCGAGACUUGAAGAACCAGGUGAAAGUGUUUGCCGAUAAGGAAGAAGGAGGGGAUGUGAAGUCGGUCUGUUUGACGCUCUUCCUUCUGGCGCUGAGAGCGGGGAAUGAACACAAACAAGCAGACGAGCUGGAAGCCAUGAUGCAAGGCAGGGGAUUUGGCCUACAUCCUGCAGUGUGUUUGGCCAUAAGAGUCAACACCUUCCUCAGCUGUAGUCAAUACCACAAGAUGUAUCGCACUGUCAAGGCCACAAGUGGCCGCCAGAUAUUCCAGCCUCUGCACACUCUACGAAGUGCUGAGAAAGAGCUUCUUCCUGGUUUCCACCAAUUUGAGUGGCAGCCGGCUCUCAAAAAUGUUUCCAGCUCCUGGAAUGUGGGCAUCAUUGAUGGCCUCUCUGGCUGGAUGGACUCUGUGGAUGAUGUCCCUGCUGACACCAUUGCUAGAAGGUUCCGCUAUGAUGUCGCCCUCGUCUCGGCAUUAAAAGACCUGGAGGAGGACAUCAUGGAGGGACUGAGAGAAAAGGGGCUGGAUGACAGCACGUGCACCUCAGGCUUCACCGUGGUGGUAAAAGAAUCAUGUGAUGGUAUGGGAGAUGUCAGCGAGAAACAUGGAAUGGGUCCAGCUGUGCCUGAAAAGGCAGUGAGGUUUUCCUUCACGGUCAUGUCCAUCUCCAUCCGAGCUGAAGGUGAGGAGGAGGCCGUCACCAUCUUUCAGGAGGAGAAGCCAAACUCAGAGCUCUCCUGUAGGCCUUUGUGUCUCAUGUUUGUGGAUGAGUCAGACCACGAGACCCUCACAGCCAUCUUGGGACCUGUGGUGGCAGAGCGGAAAGCCAUGAUGGAAAGUCGGCUAAUUCUGUCUGUCGGUGGUCUUCAGCGCUCCUUUAGGUUCAUCUUCCGAGGGACAGGCUAUGAUGAGAAGAUGGUACGGGAAAUGGAAGGCCUAGAAUCUUCUGGUUCCACUUACAUAUGUACCCUCUGCGACUCAACUCGAGCCGAAGCUUCUAAUAACAUGGUGCUACAUUCCAUCACACGUAGCCACAAUGAAAACCUUGAACGGUACGAGAUCUGGAGAACAAAUCCAUUCUCUGAGUCUGCCGAAGAGCUCCGUGACCGGGUCAAGGGUGCAUCCGCCAAGCCUUUCUUGGAGACCCAGACCACCCUGGAUGCCCUGCACUGUGACAUUGGCAAUGCGACUGAAUUCUACAAGAUCUUUCAGGAUGAGAUUGGAGAAGUCUACCAGAAAAGCAACCCAAGUCGAGAGGAGCGUCGUAGUUGGCGGUCAGCCCUGGACAAACAGCUGAGAAAGAAACUCAAACUCAAGCCUGUGAUGAGGAUGAACGGAAACUUUGCCCGUCGAUUGAUGACACGUGAGGCCAUUGAGGUCGUCUGUGAGCUUGUUCCUUCCGAGGAACGUCGCAAGGCACUACAGAAGCUGAUGGAACUCUACCUCCAGAUGAAGCCAGUGUGGCGUUCCACCUGUCCCGCCCGAGACUGCCCUGACCAACUGUGUCAGUAUAGCUACAACUCUCAGCAAUUUGCCGACCUCCUUUCCACCAUGUUUAAGUAUCGCUAUGACGGCAAAAUCACCAACUACCUCCACAAGACCCUGGCCCAUGUGCCUGAGAUCAUCGAAAGAGAUGGAUCAAUUGGAGCAUGGGCCAGUGAAGGUAAUGAGUCGGGAAACAAGCUCUUCAGACGCUUUCGCAAGAUGAAUGCAAGGCAGUCUAAAACAUUUGAACUUGAAGAUGUUCUGAAACACCACUGGCUGUACACCUCCAAGUAUCUACAGAAGUUUAUGGAGGCUCACAGGAAUUCUGAAAAAGCUCUGCAAGCCACAUUCAACCCAGAAGAAACCCCAGAUGAAGUUGACAUAGCUCUUGAUGUGCAAGAUUUUUGAUUGACUUUCUUUAAUGGACCAUUUUUCUUUCUAAAAAAUUGUUAAGUAAAUGAUUUUAUUUCUUGAGAUGAGAUGCAAUAUUAGGUGUAAUAGCUUUAUUAUUCACUUGCAUUAAUUUUUAAGAUAGUGCAUAGAAGUGAGCUAAAUUGUUUUAUGGCAGAGAUAAAAGUGUAUGGGAAUGGCAAUUCUUUCUCCCCAGAUUUAACAGGCAAAUGUUCUGUAUUUUAUCUCUUGCUGCUUGUGAAAUUUUAGGGAGUUUUUUGUAUUGGCAGGAUGUGAUACCUUCACAAAUUCAUACAGAAGGGUUAUUUAUGUGAACGCACAAGGGAACUGUAAGUCACUGGAAUUGUGCUAAAGGAGCCCCACUUCUUUGAUGGCUGUAUAAAUAUAUCACACAUGUCAAAAGCAAAAUGGAAACUCAAACUGCCUCCAUUGUGUGAGAGCCAAAGAGAGGGAUAACUUUAUUUCCAUCCUGUACAUAACAAUUUUCUGAUCGGGCUUCACUGGGCACAAAUGACCCUGAAUGACCCAUAGACACUAUAUUACAUUAUUUGCACAUUCAAGUAGAUUCUGAAUAUUGGCAUACUCUACCUCAGUUUUCAGUCUUCAAUCCCACAAGUCCCAAGGACACUUGCACCACGCCAUUCUCAAAUACAUUUUCAAACCCAUUCUUGAAGAAAUGGACAUUUCUUUUACAGAAAAAAAUCACCUAUUGACUUUAUUGAUUUUUAAAGUUUCUUUAUGGUUAUAUGUGUUACUUAUUCACCGUAUAAACAUUUACCUCAGUUGAUUAAUUAUGUUUUUUGUUUAUUGGUUCUAGAUUACAUUCAUUGUGUUUACAUUGUACUCCUUCAAACUGAGAAGUAUUUCAGUGAUCCACUGUUUACUUUAUAAAUACAUUUGAUUAAUUUCUUGUCUUAAUUGAUUUGAUUUCUUUGAUAUUAUACAUGUAUUUUGUAUUUUAACCCUAAACUUUGGGUACUACUAGUUGUUAUAUUAGCUAUUCUUUUAGUAAUCCAAAGGUACCUCUCAUGAUUAUAUUUUGGGGACAUGUUGUGAGGGUAAAAUUGCAUGUCUGUUUAUAUACUAUAACUUUAUGCUGAAGACAUGAGCAUGUUUCAUGGCAAUAUUACAUUUUUGUUCUGUUUUAAAUGAUUUGGAAUGAAACCCUUUGCUUUGGAUAAACCAUUCUUUAUUGUAAAAAUAAUUAUGUUUGUAGACUUGCACAAAGACACUGGAAAUGUUCUUGACUCAACAUUAUUUCUUUCUUUUACUGUGUCAGAACAUUACAGGGAUUAUUGUAAUUCAUAAACAUGUGGAUUGAUACUUUGCAUUUGGCAUGUCAAUUAUUGAAUAUAAUUUUGUAAUAAAUUACAUUUUACUCUUGCUCUGCCACAUUGUUCAUAAAAAGG
Molecule: messenger RNA, 4820 nt
Organism: Xyrauchen texanus (razorback sucker)
Lineage: Eukaryota; Metazoa; Chordata; Actinopteri; Cypriniformes; Catostomidae
Gene: rag1
Product: recombination activating 1
Exons: 4
Coding region: 217-3408 (1063 amino acids)
Biological process (GO): adaptive immune response; pre-B cell allelic exclusion; V(D)J recombination
Cellular component (GO): endodeoxyribonuclease complex; DNA recombinase complex; nucleus
Molecular function (GO): double-stranded DNA endonuclease activity; sequence-specific DNA binding; ubiquitin protein ligase activity
Source: RefSeq, a predicted model, not a curated record